Molecule: messenger RNA, 2309 nt
Organism: Oldenlandia corymbosa var. corymbosa
Lineage: Eukaryota; Viridiplantae; Streptophyta; Magnoliopsida; Gentianales; Rubiaceae
Source: the annotation of a GenBank genome assembly
AAUAUCUAGCUCAGCCAAUGGUUGUCUUUCACGCCCCACACACAUCUAUCCCAUCGAUAUCCUCAGAAUCUAUUGCUAAAUAAAAUAAAAUAAAAAAAUCAUCAUAUGCUACGUCGUAAAAUAUGGAUUUUAAAUAUACUCCAACAAUUAAAAAAUAAAAAAAAAGGGAGCAGAUUCAUUUUUUGUUGGAACAGAGCUCAACCACCAGUUCAGUUAUAGUUUCUACAAGAUCAUCUUCCUGAAGCAUCGGCCUCGUCCUCGUCGUCAUCGAUUUCAGGUGCCAUUUCCGUUUCAUUUCUUGCGUAAUUGUUUGUGUGUGUCUGUGUGUCCAGUCGACCGGAAAAAAAAAACCGCUUUGGAGGUGUUUCCGGCCAGGGAAUCAUAAAAUCAUUUCGAAUUUGAAUCUUAAAAUCAUUUGUGAACUUCUUUAAUUUCAGGACUCGGUUAUUGCUGUUAUGUUCUUCUGAAUUCAGACCCUUUUUUUUUAAAAAAAAGGCCACACUAAUCAUGGCUAUUGCCGCUGUUAUUGGUCUUAGUGCCGGUAAAAGACUCCUCAGUUCCACUUCUUUUUAUUCCGACCUCCCUGAUAAGCUAUCCUCCUCCGCCACCACCGCCUCCGCCUCCGCCGGCGGCGGCGGCGAUCAUCUUCUUCCCCAUCCAACUCCUUCUAAGAACCUAAUUAUUGCUGCUGCUCCUAAGAAGUCAUCAUCAUCAUCCCAAAGCUUUCUCUCUCGCCACCGCCGUGAUAUCCAAUCUCCCAAUGCUCUCAAACAAUGCCUCUUCGAAACUGUCGCCUCUGAUCCCUCCACUCAACGGCCCUCCAUCCAUGAAGAAGAUGAUGAUUCUCCGGUGGAAGCUCUUCUGCUUUUACAGAAGUCUAUGCUUGAGAAACAGUGGAAUCUUUCAGCUCGGAUUGCCAGAGGGACUGAUGUUUCCAAGCAGCAGCUUCAGGUUACUUCCUCUGGUGUGUCUGCUCGGCGACGGAGAAUGGACCGCCGGAAGCCAAUUCACAGUAGAAAGGCUUCCCUAAGGCAGCAUACUAUGAGCAGGGAAUUAAGACACGUGAUUAGUCCAGAGCUUCAUCAGAAUCGCUUCAAUGGUUAUGUGAAAGGCGUUGUCAGUGAAGAGCUUCUCACCCAUAAUCAAGUGGUAUUGCUUUCAAAAACUAUUAAAGAAGGUCUCAACUUAGAAGAGCACAAGGCAAGACUGAAAAAAAGACUAGGUUGUGAGCCCUCAGACGAGCAGCUUGCCUCAUCCUUGAAGACCAGUCGUGGAGAAUUACAAUCAAAAUAUAUUGAGUGCUCGUUGGCUAGAGAAAAGCUGGCGAUGAGUAAUGUCCGGCUUGUGAUGUCUAUUGCACAGAAGUAUGACAACAUGGGUGCUGAAAUGGGGGACCUUAUUCAGGGUGGCCUUAUUGGACUACUUCGAGGAAUUGAGAAGUAUGAUGCUUCCAAGGGAUUCAGAAUUUCUACUUACGUCUAUUGGUGGAUUCGCCAGGGUGUAUCAAGAGCUUUAGUUGACAGCUCAAAAACAUUGAGAUUGCCCCCUUACCUUCAUGAAAGAUUAAGUUUGAUCCGUAAUGCUAAGGUCAGGCUGGAAGAGAAGGGAAUAAAUCCAUCUACUGAUAGAAUUGCUGAAUACCUGAAUAUGUCUCAAAAGAAAGUCAGAAAUGCCACUGAGGCAAUCUGCAAAGUGAUCUCACUUGACAGGGAACCAUUUCCCUCAUUGAAUGGUCUACCUGGAGAGACAAUGCAUAGUUAUGUUGCAGAUGAUCAACCAGGGAAUAACCCGUGGCAUGGAUUUGAUGAAUGGGCACUAAAGGAUGAAGUGAACAAGCUGAUAAGUGCAACAUUGAGCGAACGGGAAAGAGAGAUCAUUUGUCUCUACUAUGGUUUGGACAAUGAAUGCCUAACAUGGGAAGAGAUUAGUAAACGGAUAGGUUUGUCCAGGGAGAGAGUGAGGCAGGUCGGACUUGUGGCGCUUGAGAAGUUAAAACAUGCUGCCAAGAAAAGAAGGCUAGAGGCGAUGCUAGUGAGCCAUUAUUCUUGACCUCCUUUUUCUCAGUAGAGAACAACGAAUUAGUGUAUAUAGAUGAUGUUACAGAAAAAAUUUUUACUGGUCCAAUGAUAGGAAAGCCCUUUCUUUUUGUACAAUUUAACAAUUUAAUACCAGAACUCCUGGUCCGGCGGAUGUAUUAUUACUGCUUCCUAGGGAUGAAAAUGUACUCUUAUGUAACAUGAUAAAGUAUCAGUUGGUUUAUAAGAUAGAAAAAAUGUCAUCAGAAAAGGUACCAAAGAUCGAUUUCCUCC